Messenger RNA from Antechinus flavipes (yellow-footed antechinus), 1214 nucleotides. RefSeq names its product C-C motif chemokine 4-like. NCBI's taxonomy places the organism in Eukaryota, Metazoa, Chordata, Mammalia, Dasyuromorphia, Dasyuridae. Gene Ontology annotation, cellular component: extracellular region. Gene Ontology annotation, molecular function: chemokine activity; CCR chemokine receptor binding. Gene Ontology annotation, biological process: positive regulation of ERK1 and ERK2 cascade; cellular response to type II interferon; lymphocyte chemotaxis. The record is from RefSeq and is a predicted model, not a curated record. The coding region runs from base 617 to 892 and encodes 91 amino acids. The transcript is spliced from 3 exons.
GGCCAGUGCUCUAUCCUCUGAACAAUCUAGCUGCCCCUACAUGUACAACCUUAAGAUAGAGGCAAUUAGUUUUUGCUUCGGCAGCACAGAUACUAAAUUUGGAAUGACAGAGAGAAAAUGAGCAUGGCUCCUGAGAAAGGAUGACAUGCAAAUUAGUGAAGCUACAGAUAGUUAUAAUAUCAAAGCAGCAGUAAUGUUACAUUAAAUACUCUUUUAAAUCAGUCAUCAACAUAAAUCUCCUUCUGAUUUCAUUUUGAGUUUAUUUUGUCGGUUUCUGCUAUUUCAAGUUCACCACUUCCCCCUUAGCACCCUUGUCACUCUUACAUACACAUUUCUCCUCUCUAUAUUCUCCUACACCCCCCACCAAUUCUCCCAUGAUGAAACUGCACUGCAAUUCAGCCCUUGACACCAACUUUACAUUUCCUGGGCUGAUUUUUCAGUGCCCAACUCUCACUAUGACAUCAAAACUACCCUGGAAUUUCCAUUCCCUUUCUGUUCCUCCAAUUGCUUCCAAAAGCCCAUAUAAAGAGAGGGUUCAAGCAUGAGACAGAGAACAGAUCUCUAGACUCUCUCAGCCUGUGUCCUGAUCCACCAGCUCCUCUCUCCUCUCAGGAUCAUGAAGAUCUCUGUGGCUGCCCUCUCCAUCCUCAUGGUCAUGGCCUUCAGCUCUCUGACAUCCUCUGCACCAAUAAGCUCUAACCCUCCCACCUCCUGCUGCUUCUCCUACAUUAGCCAACAGAUCCCCAGAAAAUUUGUGACAGAUUAUUAUGAGACCAGCAGCCAGUGCUCCCAACCAGCUGUGGUGUUCCUGACUAAAAAGGGCCGUCAGGUAUGUGCUGACCCUAGAGAUGACUGGGUUCAGACUUACAUAGAUGACUUGGAAAUGAACUGAGAGGCUCAGAAACUUUGGAAAACGAAUCCUAAAGAAAAAUGAUCCAAACCAGGAAACUCUGCAGUUGGAUGAGAUCGUUCAAGACUGAAGUCUUUCUGAGAUUGACUUUCCCAUUAUAAUUCUUUUUUUUUGCCAAUGAUAUUUAACUUAUUAUGUAAAUUAUUUGGUGACAUAUUUGAGUAUUUAUUGGUAAUAUUUGUAUUUCUAGAGGGCACUCGUCUCCCAUGGGGACUUCUAGUAACAGCCAAACUUCCACUCUUUAGAGUGUUGUGGCUACCUUCUAGAUUCUGUGAAUGGCUGUCAAUAAACAUUUUAAAAUCCA